Messenger RNA from Onychomys torridus (southern grasshopper mouse), 3282 nucleotides. It is a transcript of the gene Stx3, whose product is annotated as syntaxin 3. The record is from RefSeq and is a predicted model, not a curated record. The transcript has 10 exons. NCBI's taxonomy places the organism in Eukaryota, Metazoa, Chordata, Mammalia, Rodentia, Cricetidae. Gene Ontology annotation, cellular component: postsynapse; presynaptic active zone membrane; plasma membrane. Gene Ontology annotation, molecular function: SNARE binding; SNAP receptor activity. Gene Ontology annotation, biological process: exocytic insertion of neurotransmitter receptor to postsynaptic membrane; synaptic vesicle fusion to presynaptic active zone membrane; intracellular protein transport. Bases 235 to 1098 code for a protein of 287 amino acids.
UGAGCCGCCGCUGGUCCGGGAGCCGGAUUUGGAGCGCGGCGCCGGCGGGGGCCGGAGGGGGCGGCGCGGCGGACCUCGGUGGCCUCGGACGCUCCUCCUCGUGAGCGGCCGCCGCCCGCCUCCGCCUGCGCUAGCAGCUCCCUCGCCCCGGCCGGCACCCGCUGCCGCUCCAGGCAGCUCACCUGGGACGCGCUCACCUGGGACGCGGUGCUCGCCGCCCGCACUUGGGCCAGGAUGAAGGACCGGCUGGAGCAGCUGAAGGCCAAGCAGCUGACACAGGAAGAUGACACUGACGAGGUUGAGAUUGCUAUCGACAAUACAGCCUUCAUGGAUGAGUUCUUCUCUGAGAUUGAGGAAACUCGGCUCAACAUUGACAAGAUCUCAGAGAGUGUGGAGGAAGCGAAGAAGCUCUACAGUGUCAUUCUCUCUGCACCGAUUCCAGAGCCAAAAACCAAAGACGACCUUGAACAGCUCACGGCUGAGAUCAAGAAAAGGGCCAACAAUGUCCGGAACAAGCUGAAGAGCAUGGAGAAGCAUAUUGAAGAAGAUGAGGUCCGGUCAUCAGCAGAUCUUAGGAUCCGAAAGUCCCAGCAUUCCGUCCUCUCCCGGAAGUUUGUGGAGGUGAUGACUAAGUACAACGAGGCUCAGGUGGACUUCCGUGAACGCAGCAAAGGGCGCAUCCAGCGGCAGCUUGAAAUUACUGGCAAGAAGACAACAGAUGAGGAGCUGGAAGAGAUGUUGGAGAGUGGUAACCCUACCAUCUUCACUUCUGGGAUCAUCGACUCGCAGAUUUCUAAGCAAGCCCUCAGUGAGAUUGAGGGCCGGCACAAGGAUAUCGUGAGGCUGGAGAGCAGCAUCAAAGAGCUCCAUGACAUGUUUAUGGACAUCGCCAUGCUGGUGGAGAAUCAGGGAGCCAUGAUUGACCGUAUUGAGAACAACAUGGACCAGUCAGUGGGCUUUGUGGAGCGGGCUGUGGCAGAUACCAAAAAGGCUGUCAAGUAUCAGAGCGAAGCCCGGAGGAAGAAGAUCAUGAUCAUGAUCUGCUGUAUUAUCCUUGCCAUCAUCUUGGCUUCUACCAUUGGGGGCAUAUUUGCCUGAAAAAGGUGAGCUGUCUGGGAGGGCCAGGCCGGCUGUCUCUUACUUGACUACUUGUAUUCUGCUUGAUUUCAUUUUAUGUAAACCAGACUGCCUAAUAAGGGUGGGGGCUGGACGCAGACUAGGUCACUGUUAGAGAAAACCAAGGAAAGGGAUGUUUUGGAGAGGAGUAGGUGAAGAAUAAUUGGUAGUAUGUAGUCAGUGAGGGAGAUGGGGAGACAAGACAAGAGAGAAUCUGCCCCAUGACUGAGUCUGGUAGGAUAGUGCUUCUGAACAGUAAGGGAUAUUCAUUCCUCUUGUAAAAUCUGAGCCUCUGGAUCUGGAAAUGGUAAAAGGAGUAAGAAUUAGCUUUUGCAUGGUACUUGCCUUAAACCCCCCCCCCCCCCCACAGAUAGGACAAGCCAGUACAGUUUUGAGAGUACUUUCUCACGCCUUCAAAGGAGAGGUGGUACGCUGGCCAUGCAGACCAUGCUGUGUAAUACGUGAUUUUUCUUCCCAUUUUCUGUCACUUCCUUCUGCCCUCACAGAUGGAAUCUCCACAGGCAUCUCCAGUCUCCACCUCUCUGGUGCCAUCACGUCUCCCCUUCAGAGUCCCUCAACAGCUAUGCCUCUUUUCAUUAGGAAACUUACAACACAGGGCACCAAUCAACUGCUUAUUAAAUGUCACACAGGGGGAACCAAUUAAUGAAAAUGCCGAAUUGAAGGGGACCUGGAUGAACAGGGAGCACAGCAGUAUGCAGCUGGUUUAGAUGGUCCUUAAAGGGCAGGCCUGCGUGGUAGAGAAGCAUAAUGGGUCCCUGUUAGGGUCCAACACAGAGAGCCUGAAUGCCAGGACAGUAGUGAAGAGGCAGGUAUUAUAACAUGCCCAACUCACAGGGUCUUAAAUUGAACUCUGUGAGUCUGUCUCAGAUCAUGGUCCUCACUACUUCUGCUCUUAAGGCUCUUUUGGCCUCACCCUUAGCCAACCAAAUGUCUGCUUCCUUCUUCAGGGUCCAAGGAUAAUUGUAAAGCAUAGACUGUUUAGGGAUCGGCACCAUGCCUAUCUUAAACAUUGCCAUGUCCCUGCUGCUUAGCAGUGCCUGCCACUGUCACAUAAUUUGCUUCCUUGCAGUCAAGCUUUGAUUCCAUUCAUGGAUGAGUCCUUAGGCUAGGUUUUUAAACUCUAAGAUGUGAUUGGGAACAUUGUUUAGUACUGUCAGUGGCUUAUGAAAAAAUACUACAACCUCCUCAUUACCAUAUCAUACACGUUAAAGUGGUUUUUUUUUGGGGGGGGGAUGGUAGUAGAAGUUGGGUUUCUGUUGGUGGUAUAGAUUCCUAUCAAUAGCCUCUCACUUUGCAGAGAUGAUGGUUGGUUUCAGGAUGGAGGUUCAUUAACUAAAUUUAUUCCUCCGACAAGGAAGAAGUUUAUACUAUGAUUCAGCUCCCAAUAGUUAAUCAAACUGGCACACUUUGUGAUCUGUAACAAUGGGAGAUGUAAGGGGAAAAAGUGUGGUCAGGCUAUGGCUCCCGACCACACCAGAUCUGAGUUAGCAGUGAUAAGGUGCAACAAGAAAUUGGUUCAAGCACGUCCCCAGUCCAAGGUUUCAUUGUGUUUUGAUUUCAAAACUAAUUUACUUAGAGAUUAUUACAUUGAAGACACUCAUUAAGAUAAAUUAAAAAUCUGGGACUAAAUAUCCUUUUGAAAGUGAAAAAUACUUGUUUUUUUUUUUUUUUUGUGUGUGUGUGAGAGAUCUUAUUUUUUAAGAAACAGGAUGAAGAAACAAUGUUUUAUCAGUGUGCUGUUUUCUACUCACUUUCAAAAGCAAAUGGUUUAAUACUGCUAUCAAAUGUGUUUUAGGUUGAAUAGGGGAUACUGGCUAGCUCAGAAAAACAGAUUAAUCUUGUUAUGUACAAAUGGAGCUGGAACCAUGAAGUUUUGGAUCACACGGGACCCUCAUUUAUCCAGCGGUAACUUGUGUGCUCCAUAUACAUUAGAUCCUGAAGGGUCAGAGAGCUAAAAUGCCCUUCCUUAGAUAGUUUCAGAUCUAGGAAGCACCAAAGGUUUCAACUUUUGCCAUCAGUUCUUUGGCUAAAUGGUAUACUCCUUGUCAUAUUCCAUGUUUCCCCUUCUGAGACUGACAGAAGAUGGGCAGCUGGAUAUUAAUAAAUAUCUGUUGAACCUACUAAUCUAAGUACUGUCCUUUUUAU